Parasteatoda tepidariorum (common house spider) is the source of this 2582-nucleotide messenger RNA. The record is from RefSeq and is a predicted model, not a curated record. NCBI's taxonomy places the organism in Eukaryota, Metazoa, Arthropoda, Arachnida, Araneae, Theridiidae.
UGGAGUUCAGUUUUAUUUCAUGAAACACUACAAAAAUGCUGAAAAGGAAAACACGUACCAAAAGCGUGUAUGAGCGACGUCGCCAAAUAAGUGUAGGAGGUUUGACUGCCAUAGGAGAUGUAAGUUCUGUUAAAGCAACGUUUAACAGACACAUCCAUAAUACUUUAAUUAAAGACAGAAAUGUCGCAACUAUGAGAGAUUAUUACGAUGCGUUGUCACAUACAGUACUGGAUGAUUUAGCUGGAAAUUGGAUAAGAACUCAGCAAAUGUAUUACCAUGCUGAUCCAAAAAGAGUUUAUUAUUUGUCGUUAGAGUAUUUUAUGGGGAGAACAUUAACGAACGCGAUGAUAAAUAUUGGAAUAAAGGAUGAAUGUGAAAUAGCCAUGUAUGAGCUUGGUUUGGAUUUGGAAGAGUUAGCUGAUCAAGAAGCAGACGCUGGACUGGGUAACGGUGGAUUAGGAAGAUUAGCAGCUUGUUUUCUCGAUUCCAUGGCUACUUUAGGUAUACCUGCUCAUGGAUAUGGCUUACGGUACGAGUAUGGAAUAUUUGAUCAAAAAAUAGUGAACGGGGAGCAAGUCGAAGAACCUGAUAAUUGGUUAGCUUACGGAAAUCCAUGGGAAAAAGGAAGAUCGGAACAUGUAAAGGAAAUUCAUUUCUAUGGUCGGGUAGAGGGUAAAGGAAAACGUUAUAACUGGGUUGGCACCACUAUAGUGAAUGCUUUGCCCUACGAUUAUCCUAUUCCAGGCUUUGAAAACAACGUAGUAAACACAAUGAGACUUUGGUCAGCCAUAUCUCCACAAAGUUUUAACUUGCGUUUUUUUAACGAUGGGGAUUAUAUUCGAGCUGUUUUGUCAAGGAAUGUUGCAGAAAGUAUUACAAAAGUUUUAUAUCCCAGCGAUAAUUUCUUCCAAGGAAAACAGUUGAGACUUCAACAAGAGUACUUUUUAGUGUCGGCUACAAUUCAAGAUAUAGUACGGCGCUUUAAACAGUGCGAGUUUGGAACAAAAGGAAAUGUAAGAUUCGAAUUUAAUAUGCUGCCACAUAAAGUUGCUAUUCAGUUAAAUGAUACUCACCCGUCGCUAGCUAUACCUGAAUUAAUGCGGAUCCUUGUUGACUUAGAAAACGUUCCUUGGGAAGACGCUUGGAAUAUAGUAACCAAAACAUUUGCGUACACCAAUCAUACGCUUUUGCCAGAAGCUUUAGAGAGAUGGCCGGUAUCAAUGGUUGAGAAACUACUUCCUCGACAUUUACAAAUAAUUUAUGAAAUUAACCGCAGAUUUUUAGAAGAAGUUGCAGCGAUGUGGCCAGGAGAUGAUGAUAGAGUCCAAAGAAUGUCUCUGAUAGAAGAAGAUAAUAUUAAGAAAGUGAAUAUGGCACGCCUGUCAGUCGUAGGAUCACAUUCAGUUAACGGAGUCGCCUCUCUACAUUCAGAAUUAAUUAAAAAAAACUUGUUCAAGGAUUUUUAUGAGAUGACACCAGAGAAAUUUCAAAAUAAAACAAAUGGCGUCACACCCCGUCGUUGGAUUUUGUUGUGCAAUCCUCAUCUAGCUGCUGUCAUCACGGAAAAAAUUGGCGCUGAAUGGAUAAGAUAUUUGGAACAAUUAAAGCAGCUAGAAAAAUUCAAGCACGAUUACCAAUUUAUAGACUCUAUCAUGACUGUAAAAAAAUCAAAUAAAAUGAGAUUGGCCAGCUAUCUAUUAGAGUACUAUAAUGUUCGAGUUGACAUUGAAUCCAUGUUUGACGUACAAGUGAAACGAAUACACGAAUACAAACGCCAACUUUUAAACUGUCUCCACAUUAUUACAAUGUAUAAUUAUAUAAAAAAUAAUCCUCAGGCACCAUUUACUCCUCGUACCGUUUUGUUAGGUGGUAAAGCAGCGCCCGGAUAUCGCACAGCUAAAACAAUCAUCAAAUUAAUUUGUUCGGUAUCAUACGUCAUAAAUAGCGAUCCUGAUUUAGACCAAAAACUGAAAGUAAUUUUUCUGGAAAACUAUAGAGUUUCUUUAGCUGAAAUAAUUAUCCCAGCUGCAGAUUUAAGUGAGCAAAUAUCUAUGGCCGGUACAGAAGCUUCUGGAACAGCAAAUAUGAAAUUUAUGAUGAAUGGAGCAUUGACGAUUGGAACUUUGGAUGGUGCAAAUAUUGAAAUGAAGGAAGAAAUGGGAGCAGAAAAUAUUUUCAUUUUCGGCUUGACCGUUGAUGAAGUCGAGGAGAAAAAAAGUGAUGGAUAUAAUGCAUGGGAAUAUUACAACACCAUACCUCCUUUAAGAGAAGCCCUCGAUCAAAUUCUGGAAGGUUAUUUUACGCCGAAUGAACCCAAUGCAUUUCAAGGUUUUAUAAGAGAUUUAUUAAAUAAUGACAGAUAUCUUGUUUUAGCAGAUUAUCAAGCCUACGUAGAGUGCCAACAAAAUGUUUCUGAACUUUUUAAGAACAAAGAGGAGUGGACAGUGAAGACGAUUAUGAACAUUGCUUGCUCGGGAAAAUUUUCUAGCGACAGAACAAUUGCUGAAUAUGCGAGAGAAAUAUGGAAUGUGAAACCAAAUCACAAAGUAUUUCCUGCAGCAGAAAAAAUCAAAAAAAUUUAA